Messenger RNA from Vicia villosa (hairy vetch), 2062 nucleotides. RefSeq lists its product as uncharacterized. The transcript is spliced from 5 exons. NCBI's taxonomy places the organism in Eukaryota, Viridiplantae, Streptophyta, Magnoliopsida, Fabales, Fabaceae. The record is from RefSeq and is a predicted model, not a curated record. The coding region runs from base 205 to 1662 and encodes 485 amino acids.
UUUUCCCCAAUCAUGAAAUCCAGAUUCGUAAAAACAUUCAGCUUCUCCACCACUCUGAUUUAACCCCCGCCAAAAUAAAAUCCAAUUUCAUUUCCCUCCAUUUCCACCAAAUUUAAUCAAAUUUCAAAAAAUCCGCAUCCACACCAUCUUUAACAAUAAACAAAAAAUUAAAAAAAAUCAAAAUCCUCUCACGUUUUCAUUUCCAUGGCGGAACUCGAACCUCCCUCAUUCUCUCUCGGUCUCGAUCUUGACGACACUCCCCCACCUUCUCCACCAACCUCCCCCAUCCCCGACCCGGACCUCAUAGUCCCCGACUCUGACCUGGAAACCCGACCCGAUCCACCUUCUCGUACUCUCAAACGCCUCCGUCGAGGUCCUCCUCCCUCCUCCGUCCACCAAGAACCAGAAUCGCAACCUUCAUACUUCGACGUCGACGACGAUAUAGAGGAGUUCUCUUCACCAGAAAAACCAGUUCAAGGAUGUAGUAGCUCGGUUCAGAGUAAAUCUGUAUGUAGCAGCUCAAAAGUCUCACUGACAAGUGUUGGAGUUUUAACUCCUUGUUUAUUUACCAACUCUAGGGAGAAGAAAAGAAAACAUGCUUCUAGUCCUCUUCGCAGGUUUCAAUUGCUUGAUUCUGAGGAUGAUGAUUCUGAUGAUGAUAUGUUUAGCGAGGAGGAUGUUGGUGGUGUUGAUAAAGCUGGCCCCUCGUUGUCAGCCGGGUCAUUGGGUAAACAAAGCUCGGUUAGAAAGACACAAUUUGAUGUGAAUCAAAGGCAGGAUUUAUGGAAAGAUCUUUCUCCGGUGAAGAAUUUUUCCGUUCCUACACCUGCGUUCAAUGAGAUGUAUGAAGAGUACUUUAGUUCUGCCAAGAAUGUGGAAGUGCCAAGAUCAGGGAUUGGUAUAUUGGGAAAUCAGUAUGACAUGCAUCAUGGCGUUAAUUCUGGUUUGCAGCAGGAUGAACAAAUAUGGGAGGCUGCAGGUCCACUUCCUCCUGCUCAUCGUUAUUUUUUCAACGAGGAUCCGAGAAUUCAACAUUUGGUACGGAGUCGACUGUGUAAUUUUUCUCCAUUAGGUGUUAAUGGAGUGAAUCAGCAACAUAAUGUCUCUCACAUUGAUUACAUGGGACAAUUUGACAAUGGAGGAGCUUCUAAAACGCCAGGAGUUCAGAAAGGACGUGUUAAUGGCUCAACAAGCAGAAGGAGCAAGUCAAUAAAUUUGAAUCUUCAAGAAACUUUUAAUGCUUCUGAAGGUUGGGUGGAUCCCAAAAUUGUUUCUCCUCUCGGCAGUGGAACAUCUAGUAGAAAGAAAGCAACAAGGAGAAACACUAAGAGCAGUGUGUCAAAAAGAAAAAGUGAACAAAGCAUAUUAAACCCUUCAAAUGUUUCGGGAAGCUGGGUGGAACCCAAGAGCGGCACUAUGCCGAAAGAUGCAGGUAGAAGACGUGUCCAAGCAAGUGGUCAAUCUGCUGGUCAAUCUAGUGGUCAUUGGUUUACAGGAUCCGAUGGAAGAAAGGUUUAUGUCAGUAAAAAUGGACAAGAGAUGACUGGCCGAAGUGCUUACGUACAUUAUCGGAAGGAGAGUGGAACUGGAUUCAAGAAAUCCAAAAAGAAAACAAGUACCAAGAAGGCUACCAAGAAGGCAAAUGCCAAAAAGAGAAACUAAACAUUUGAUGCAACACAUUAUUCCCUGCCAGACGCACAUUAAAUUACUUUUUCACAGAAUCCGGUAAAUUACUUGUUGUUGAUCUUAUGGCCAGUAUUUCUCAGGAUGUUUGAUCGUGUUCAAUUGCCAUAAACUUCUGGAGUUGUUCUCGAUGGAGCAAUGAAGCACAUGUUUGGGGCUCUUGUUGCUUAUCCAGAUGGUUCUGUAAUAUGCAUCAAGAUCUAAGGUUUUGCCACCAUUAACUGCAGCUUUAAGAUAUUGCUUCACUUUUUAUUUUCACCCAGUAACCCUUGAUUCACCACAUGGUUACUUAGUGCUAUCCCAAUUUGUAAAUGAGACAAUGCUACAAAAAGAAGGAAACAAAUGGCUGAAGUUAGUAAAGAUAUUGAGAAUACCCUUC